Molecule: messenger RNA, 282 nt
Organism: Blastocystis hominis
Lineage: Eukaryota; Bigyra; Opalinata; Blastocystidae
Exons: 2
Coding region: 1-282 (93 amino acids)
Source: RefSeq, a predicted model, not a curated record
AUGGAGCAAGAGAAGGAGAAGCAAGAAAGAGAGAAGCAAGAAAAGCAAGAAAAGCAAGAAAAGAUGAUCAACCUGCUUAAUCAAAACUCUCUCUCCCAGCAAAACGCGUCGCAAGUCGAUUCGUCUGCCCUUCAAAAGUCCCUUCUUAUUCCACUUUCCCUUCGCGAUGAUUUGGUGAGAUUGGCAGAGAUUCUAAAGGAAAAUGGACGAAAUCCCAAACUACUAAAGGAAGUUUUAGAGGAUAUUGCAUUUUAUGAUAAUGUGGUUGCUAAAAAGGUAUAA